AUGUGUUCCGUAAAUUCUUUGGUUAUCGUAGCUGGAUUUUUAAUUUAUUUUAAGCCAAAAUCAUUGAAUUUUAACGCAGGCCAUAAUUCAGUUGUGAUAAUCAACGCAUUCACAGCAAAGAUCCAAGUACAAUAA
Molecule: messenger RNA, 135 nt
Organism: Ambispora leptoticha
Lineage: Eukaryota; Fungi; Glomeromycota; Glomeromycetes; Archaeosporales; Ambisporaceae
Source: the annotation of a GenBank genome assembly